Messenger RNA from Acaulospora colombiana, 3900 nucleotides. The record is from the annotation of a GenBank genome assembly. NCBI's taxonomy places the organism in Eukaryota, Fungi, Glomeromycota, Glomeromycetes, Diversisporales, Acaulosporaceae.
AUGGAUGAAAUCACGGGCAAACAUACUAAUAGUAGAGGACGUGCUGAAACUAUUGUCCAUGCAAAAGUUCCUCUUUCUUUACUACUGCCUUCUUUAAGAGACUAUCAAAUAAGAGCCAUAUCCAAAUUGUUGGAUCCUUCCUUCUCCUCAUUAUCCCUGCAUGAAAUUAAAUCGAACUUAUUGCUACACCCCAAUUCUCCUUCUUUGAUACACUCUUUUCGCAUAUCCAGUUCUUCUGACUCUCAGAUCCCUCUGCGUCAACUCGGUCCAUCACCUCUUUUGGCAUCGUCUCAAAUGAUCAACGAAAAUCCCUCACUUCUUGGCUCUUCAAAUACAUUCCCCCCAAACCCUGUGCCAUCAGACCAAAAGCUACAUAUUCUAAAUCGUGCAAUUGAUGCCAUUUCUGAACAUUCUCUACGAGAAAUUAUUUGCAGUAUCUGUGCCCGUCUAUCUCCUAAGAGUUCGGCGUCAACUUAUUCUUUGUCUGACCCAUGUCUGAGUAUCUUAUGCCGGGAUAACUCACAUAUCACCCGAAUUGAACGACAUCAUGCUACUGAGCCCAUUCGCCAAGUUGUUGGCCCUAUUCUUCAUUCUUCAGCUCAUCAAUCAGGCAUCGUCCUUGCAUGCAUCGAAUGCAAUCAUUCCCUUCUGCAGUCUCGCAUCCCCAAAUCUUCGCUUGCGAAUGGCAACUGGAUUGGUGACAUUCCUUCCUGUCUCCUGGACCUCAAUUUCAUAGAGAAGUUACUGGUUGCAAAACAUCGGCAUAACGUAUGUGUUGUACGUGUCUCUGAAGGUCAUGGCCGAUUACGUUGCAAUGCUGUAGUGCAAGCUCGUCCUAUUCAAAGGGUUGUCUCUCAUCUUCCACCAACUCCUGAUGAACUUGCUGAGGUACUUGCUAUAAUAUUCACCGGUUCUAAAAGCCCUGAUGCUUCUCUAUUUGAGCGAACUCCACUCCUCAUACGUCGUUCUCGUGUGAGAAGGGCAUUGGAGUGGCUCAUAUUGAACCAUGAUGACUAUGCUGAUAUAUCUCUCUCUAUGCAAAAUCUUAAUAUGUAUCAAGAGAACCAACCCCCUGUCUGUGUUUUGUCUAGGGUCUCCGAGCGAAUCGAGCCUGUUCCUCCUGAAGCACAGGGCAUCAACUUCGAUCCCAAUACUUACGCUGAUGGGUGGAGGGGUACAGAAAGUUGUGAAUUUGCCGUUAGUGGACUCACCGAAGCUGAAUAUGAUUCCCUCUCCUAUGAUCUUCUCAAAGCCAAGUCAAUGCAGCAUCUCAAAAAUGGUGGUCGUAUUCUUGCUAUUGGGCAUGAGGAGACUCCACAAUCUCUGUACCAUAAUCCACAACUCUUCCCUUCCCUAUUUCCUUGGCUUUACCCUUAUGGGAAAGGUGGCUUCAACUCACCUCUGCAACGAAUCAGAAUGUCUGCACAAGCACAAUGCAGAGAUCGUCUCUUGUAUGGGGACCGUCGCUUUCAAGAAGAUGAGUAUUUCAUGUACAUUGCUUUUAACCAUGAGCAAAUACGCAUGGCUUCUGUUCAGAACAAUUUGAGUGUAAAGCGAUCUAAUUGGUCUAAGAUUGAGAAUGAUCUCCUGACAGCAGAUACUACCGCACUUGAGGAUAUGAUUCAAAAGGCUCAAAAAGGCCCAUUGACAGGUAAAUUGUCAGACUCAGAAAAGCAAUGGGUCAGAGUUUUGCGCCAUAUUGAAGUCGUUGCUUCUGCAGUCCAUGGCUCUACAGCUUCAAAGCGCCUCAUGCGGAAUGAGAUUCGCUCUAUGCUCAUGGAUAGGGGCCCCCCCUUGUGGUUUAUCACUAUAUCUCCUUGUGAUUGGAAAAACCCAAUCGUACUGUAUCUUUCUGGUGAAAAGAUUGAUGUCCUAAGCACAGGGACUUGUAAUUUCAGCUAUCCAGACUUACAAAGACGAGUUGCUCGUAACCCUGUCGCUUGUGCCCGGUUCUUUGACUUCGCUGUUCGUCUUUUCAUUGACAAGAUCCUUGGAUUUGAGACCGAUAAGAAGGGUCUUUUUGGCCCUGUGGAUUCUUAUUAUGGUACAGUUGAAGAACAAGGACGUCUCAGCUUACAUCUUCAUUUACUCUUGUGGAUACAGAAUACCCCUUCCUUUCAAGAUAUCCGGGAUCGCUUGUCCGAGAGAAUACAGCCUUUUACUGAAGAUCUAAUUGCUUAUCUUUCUGAUAUACAGUAUGGGGAUUACCAAGAUGCUUCCGAGUCUCAAGUGGCCGGGGAACACUCAGCUGCUCGUGUAGAUUCUACUUACUCUGAUCCCACUAUGCAAUUACCCAUCCACCUCAAUACCUCAGAUGAGCCAAUGACACUUCAAAAUCUGAAAAAACAAGUGAAUGAAUUGAUAUACCUCUCGAACAGACACGAAACUCAUAAUUCUCGUUGUGGUGGUCAGACAGGCUCUUGCAAGGCACGCUUUCCACGCGAUAUUGUACCUCAGCCCACUGUUGAUGAGGAUGGUCGCCUUUCUUUAAAGAAACUUGAGCCUUAUAUAAAUACAUACAACCCUGGGCUCACCUAUUUCUUCCGCUGCAAUACCGAUGUUACCUCUCUUCUAACUGGGACAUCAAUAAAGGCUGUAUUGAUAUAUAUUACUGACUAUGUCACUAAACCGUCCCUCAAGACCUACACAAUUUUCGACUGCAUCCUUAUUGUUUAUAUGGGCUCUCACGAUACUCUGUUUGAUAACAAUGACCCAUCUGCCUGUCGCCGUGUAAUAUUGAAAAUGGUCAAUGCGCUCACCUCACGAUAUCAAACGGGUGGCCCCUUAAUUGCUGCUUAUAUGCUGGGUAAUGGUGAUCACUACACCAAUCGGGAGUUUCAAACAUUCUAUUGGAAACCAUUUUCAGAUUAUGUAGCACAGAGACAUAGUAUAAAUGACGAUAAGACUGACUCAAAUACGUCCAAUGUCAUAGAUGAGAAUUCUCUCUUGACAAACUCUUUUGGUACCAUUAAACAUGUCACUCUAUUAGAUGAUUGGCGGUAUCGCCCCCUCCUGUUCCAAGAUUUGUGCCUCUAUGAGUUUGUCCGAACGAUACGUAAACGUCCUGCACAGUCCUCCAAAAGUUCUGAUGCAAGUAGACGCCGCUUUCUAAGUGAACAUCCACAGAAUGCUUCUCAUAUCGCCUACAAAGUCAAAAAUGUUGACUCUUGGAUCAUUAAUUGGGUUGGGCCUCCUCUUCCCCGUCUUGGUACUGGAGAUGAUGAGUUCUAUUACAUGACCAUGGUCUUAUUAUUCACAUCUUGGCGUGAAGGCUCAGAACUUAAACUUCCUCAUGAGAGUUGGCAUGAUCGGUUUGAACGGCAAGAUUUUGAUGACCGGUCACAACAAUUGAUGAAGAAUUUUAAAGUUCUUCAUGAAUGUCUUGACGAGAGGGAUAGUUAUUCAGCACAGAAUCGCAAAAUGAAGGCUUCUUUUUUGCCUACGGGUCUUUUCUCUGAGGAAGCACAAACAAUGCUAGACAAUGCUACUUACGAAGAUGGUGCCUUCAAGUUUGCAGACAUUGAUGAUGAGGAAAAUGUAGAUCUUUCCUUAUUCUGUACCGAGGGGCGGUUUUUCCGCCAACAAUGUGCUGAUGCUGAUAACGCUAAACAUGUCUUAUUAUCAAGUGGAUGGAAACAAAUGAUCUCUGUACCUCCUGUAGAAAAGGAAAUACCAGAAUUCGUGAGUGGUCUCGCUCAUUCCGCAACAGCGUGGGCUGCAAUACUUCAAAGUCUGAAGACACAGCGUCUAACAAAAAUGGACCUUGAACAUGAUGAACACAAUGAAAGCAGUCAGGACAUACCUACUCGUCACAGGACGCUACAGGAUGCUAUCAUUGUUGAUGAGAAAUCAAUGCCUGGCAGGCUCUCUGGACAGACGACUUCCACGGUUCUUGCUGAU